Sparassis crispa is the source of this 1548-nucleotide messenger RNA. RefSeq names its product Transposon Tf2-12 polyprotein. The transcript has a single exon. NCBI's taxonomy places the organism in Eukaryota, Fungi, Basidiomycota, Agaricomycetes, Polyporales, Sparassidaceae. The record is from RefSeq and is a predicted model, not a curated record. Bases 1 to 1548 code for a protein of 515 amino acids.
AUGUGUCCAUCCUCCUCCCCAUACUCCUCUCCUUGCUUCCUCAUUCCAAAGGCUGACCCUACCGCUCUCUCUCACUGGGUCAACGACUACCGUAUCCUCAAUGCCAAUACCAUCCCUGACGUCCAUCCCCUCCCUAGCAUCCAAGAAAUCCUGUCUGACUGCGGCCGCGGAAAGAUUUGGGGUAAGCUUGACAUGACUAACUCUUUUUUCCAGACCCGCGUCCAUCCGGAUGAUGUCCUGUACACUGCAGUAGUGACCCCAUUUGGUCUCUAUAAGUGGACGGUCAUGCCCCAAGGUUGUCGGAAUGCACCAGCAACACACCAAUGUCGUAUGUUCACUGCCCUUCGCCCUUAUAUCGGCUUGAUUUGUCAUGUGUAUCUCGAUGAUAUUAUUAUCUGGUCGAACUCUUUGGACGAACACCACUGCAAUGUUAAAACUAUCCUGUCCGUGUUGUGCUCACAUCAUCUCUACUUCUCACGGAAGAAGACUGACCUUUUCUGCCUAGAACUAUGCUUUCUCGGUCACCACAUCUCUCAUGCUGGUGUGGAAGCGGAUGACUCUAAAGUCGACAAAAUCCUAUCUUGGCCUGUUCCUUCUUCUGCUUCUGAUGUCCGCUCCUUUCUGGGUCUCAUCAAAUACAUCUCUAACUUCUUGCCUGCCCUCUCACAAUUCACAUGUAUCCUUAACACGCUCACCACAAAGGAAGCCGAACACAACUUCCAUUGGUCUUCGACACACCAAGAUGCGUUCACCGCGAUCAAGUCACUCGUCGUCAGCCGUGAACGCCUUAUGGUCAUUGACCAUCAGAACAUGGGUGACAACAAGAUUUUUGUUUGCUCUGAUGCGAGUGAUUGGUGCACCGGUGCCAUCCCCUCAUUUGGCCCCACCCUGGAAUCUGCUUGUCCUGUCGCCUUUGACUCCAUGCAAUUGAAAGGCCCCGAACUCAACUACCCUGUCCACGAGAAGGAGCUCCUCACCAUCGUGCAUGCUCUCAAGAAGUGGCAUGUGAAUUUGAUUGGUGUGCCUUUCAGUGUAUACACUGACCAUCACACUCUCAAGAAUUUUACCUUCCAGAAGAACCUAUCUUGGCACCAGGCACGAUGGCAGGAGUUCCUCACUCAAUACAAUUUCAACAUCGUUUACCUCCACAGUGAAGAUAACACAGUAGCUGACUCUCACUCCCGGCUCCCACCUCCCCUUGCCCCGCUUGCCCCUGAACUCACCCCGAUUCACCCUGCGACAAUUGCAUCCCUCCCCCUCUUUUGGUGUGCUGCUCGUGGUCUGAGUUCCAUCCAGGUGCCCCCACUCAUCCCUCCUUGUGACAUCUUCACACAUGUGGCAACAACGCAUCUAUGUGUGGCAACUGACCCCGACUGGCUCACACGGAUCCGUACUGGAUAUCGCGAGGAUAAGUGGUGCUCACACCUGCUCCGUGACCUCGCACACACUGUUACAAAGCUCCUCUCUGAGGAACGCGCAGACGACUUCCACCUCUACCUUUACCGAUCAUAUGACAAUGACAUCACAGUGCCUAGACUGACCAUGUGA